This is a messenger RNA of Vigna unguiculata (cowpea), 2695 nucleotides long. Its product is annotated as Acyl-CoA N-acyltransferases (NAT) superfamily protein. The record is from RefSeq and is a predicted model, not a curated record. Lineage: Eukaryota; Viridiplantae; Streptophyta; Magnoliopsida; Fabales; Fabaceae. Gene Ontology annotation, molecular function: acyltransferase activity, transferring groups other than amino-acyl groups.
UUUAAGAAUCUUAAUAACUCUUCUAUCUCUCUCUAACACUGAGUGAAACACAGAACCACCACCACCCAAACACACCCUUUUCUCACUAACUUCGAAGUUCUAAUUCCGCCAUGGCAGUUCCAUCGUCACUGUUUUCCCUCUCAUUCCCCUUCGACCCUCAAAUCCAAAUCCAAAACCUCUCUUUCUCUCUCUCUCUGCCUUCGCACUUCUCUCUCUUCUCCUCCACCAAACCCCGUUUCCCCGCUUUCAAACUCUCCUCUUCCCACUCUUCCUCCUCCCCUCUCACCACCACCUUCCUCACCGACGACGACCUCCGCCGCCUCAACUCCCUCGAAUCCUUCCUCUACCGCCGCGAACUCCCCUCCGGCUCCCUCUCCGUCCGCCUCAUGCGCCCCCACGAGACCCGUUCCACCGUUCUCCUCCUCGCCCACUCCUUCGCCGAGUCCUUGCUCAUUCCCGCCGCUUACGUCAACCUCCUCGCUUUCCUCAUCAACCAGUACCUCAUCCAACGCCUGACGCUCCUGCCCAACACCGCCACGCUCGUCGCUUUCUACACUCAAACACCAUCGCCACCUACUGCUGAUUCUAAAGAAGACGAGGAAGAACCACUACAAGAAGACGAAGGAGCGCCCUUGGCUGGAACUGUCGAGAUCUGUUUCAACAAAAGAGGCGCCAAUGCUUCCGUUCCCACGCCCACCCCUCCGAGGGAUUCGCCCUACAUUUGUAACAUGGCCGUGGAAAAGUCUCUCAGGAGGAGGGGCAUUGGCUGGCAUCUUCUAAAGGCAAGUGAGGAAUUAAUUUCUCAGAUGAGUUCCUCAAAAGAGGUUUACUUGCAUUGCAGAAUGAUUGAUGAAGCUCCAUUUAAAAUGUACACAAAAGCAGAUUACAAAGUUGUAAAGACAGAUAGUAUUUUAGUCCUGCUGAUGUUGCAGAGACGCAAGCACUUGAUGUGCAAGGAACUCCCUCUUUCAAGUAUGACUUCAGAAUCAGAUCUGUCAGAGUAUGAUGAACAAAAGACUAUAUGAAUGUGUAUAUGGGUUGCAAAAUAUUUGUCAAGCAUUGAUAGCAAGAUGGACAUGGUGGUUUUAAGUUUGACCGGAGAAUAGAGAUUGGUAUCAUGCAUCCUUACUUAUUUCUCUUAUCUUUAGGACAGGGACUGAAUGUUACAGGUUUCCAUUACGCAUAUAUUCAUAUACUAGGAAUCUAUGCUUUCCAUCAGCACAGUAGCCUAUCAAAGAAACAAGAUUUGGGUGGUCAAGUCUGCUUAAGAUGUCAACUUCGACUCGGAACUCACGCUCCCCCUCUGCUGCUUUAAUUGCUGGCAACUCCAUUUUCUUGAUUGCUACAACCUUCAGAAGGAGACUUGUAUUAUUAGUAUGUAUUCAUCUGUAUCAAAUUCACUGGUUUUGAGCAUUUUAUAAGAAACAUGGUUUCUGUAUGGAAGCUAUAACCGACAUAACAAAGUGCUGUGAACUAUGAUGAAUUCGAGUUCUAAGGGCAAUAAACUUCUGUGUAGAGUGUGUUACCUCUCCCGACCGCAAUGUGCCUCGGUAGACUUUGCCGAAUCCUCCUUUUCCAAGCAGAUUCUCAUCACUGAAUGAACAUGUUGCCUCUUCCAUCUCCUUGAGUGUGAAAACAGAUGAUCCAUGUAGCCUUUUUGUAGGUCGUGGUGUCUGAUCUUCAAGUUGCCAAAGCUGUGCAGGUUUGUAAACCCCUGAAUAUAAAAGUUUUUAAGUAUUACUGUUUGGUUAUGCAAUAAAAACAGUACUAAAUUACAGGCUUAAACCAUGAGGGAAAAACAUAAUAAAGAGCCAUUACAGGGAUCUGUGUGCUCUUGAGAUUUGCUUCUCCGGCGCUUGUUCCAGGCUGAGACCAAACCAAAUGGCAUGAUUGAUUGCUCUAUCUUAUCUGUUCUGUGUUUGAGAAAUGAAUUGAAAAUACAAUUGCAUAUAAAUGUUACACACACAGGUGGUUCUGUGAAGAACCUUGAAGUAAACUACUGAGUAAUUAGUGAGUCUAGAAUAGCUGGCAUGUGCCUGAGAAAGCUAUAUUCCCAUAUAAACAGCAGUUUGAUAGAAUGGAAAAGCUGUAUGUAUGGGGAGUACGUGUGGAUGAAGUGAAGCUAGAUUAGAAUAGUUGAUUGAACAUCUUCCAACAACAGCAGAAGGAGAGAGACAAAAAGAUGUGCUUUAACGCAAAGAGAGAACUGAUAAAAGUAGGUAUGGCUUACCUAUGGUUGAGAUGUGAUAGUAAGGGUGGGCCGGGCUUGCUUUGAUGGUGAAAUGGAAACUGAUGCCUCAUUCACCAAGUUCUUCAUGUUACCGUUUGCAUUUUGAAAAUCAGUGGCGGUUGCAAUGCCCCUUUCACUUGUUCUCUUCAUUGCAAAAUUUGUUAUCUUGUUUCCAAAUCUUUCUCUCAUAUGGUGUAACCGUCAUUGUUGUUAUUAAAGCGUGUCAUCAUCAUCAUUUGAAUUAGCUUUUCUUUGGCACCAAUAAUAAUCCAUGACCAUCUAUGUGGGUACCAAAGCCAUUAAAUACGUUUUGUCGGCUAUCAUUCAUAGCCUGAAAAUAUGUGGAAAGGAGGAUUUGAUCAUUUUCAGGUGAGGACAAAUAAGAAUAAGUAAGGUCAUGUAAUUCUAAUUGUUAUUUUUCAUUAACAGAUGAAAUUAUUUAUUUAUUAUUUAAAUUUAAAUGCA